AUGUCACAAAAAAAUAAUUAAAUUCACUUUUUUGUUCGGUUACAUUUUUAUUUUUUCGUCUAUAUUUGUUUACACUUUCGAAAAUGCAUAGGCGUUUAAGGGAUACUGCAGAGGUCAAAAGGAUUCAGGCUCUCAAGGCAUUGUUCAAAAAAGUUAUUCACAUGGUGAGCUUAAAUAAUCCGUGGAAAGACAGCGAUGACGACCAGAAGAUAAAUUCUUACGUCAAAAGAAAUAUAUCGACUCGAGUUCGGGCAAGGCGUAAAACAGGCUUCCUCGCAGCAGCGGAAAGAACAUUAAUUCGCACACCUCACGUAAUACGAACUAUUCCGGAAAGAAUGAAAUUGUGUACGUUGUUUGCGAAGCUUAGAUGCUUGUCUCGUUUUACUCCAAAACUCCGUGCUCGCUUAGUUCCAGUGACCCGCUUGAUCGCCGUUGAUGCUGGCCGAGUUAUCAUAAGGCAAUCGGAUGUUCCCAUAACCGUGUAUUUUGUAAUAACUGGCGAAGUGCAUAUGAUUCAAAAUAGAGACAAGGAUGGAGAUGGGCUGCUGAAAGCCAUUAUAGGUCCUGGAGAUAUGGUGGGAGAUAUGGAGCUAUUGGAGGGCAUCAAACGAACUCACACCUUCAGAGCAGCAACUAACUGCGAACUGCUGGUGCUUUUCGACUAUGACUUUGCGCAGAUUCUCGGGCCCUACAUGACGAAGAUUUGGGACGAGAAGAAACGGGCCCUCAAGGCACUGGACUACUUUGAUUUCCUCGACGAUGACCAGGUCAUGGAAGCCUGCCGAUUCGGGAGGCUAAAACAAUACCAACCGCUGGAUACCAUAUACUGUGACGAUAUAGGAUCCAUGACAAAUGUUCACUUCGUGCUGAGUGGGGAAUGUCUGAUACUUCAGUGCCUAAAUAUGAGUGUUAGUUUGAAAAAAGGAAAAAAAGUUUUUCAACUAAUGCCAACGUCUGCGGGCGAUGUGUCAAACAUGUUUAGAAAAGGCGUGAGAUCCACAUUUUCCCUUUCCAGCAAAUCGGAGGAUGUCUCAAAAAUAGAUCUGGUUGAGCUCGUGGAGAGUUCAACUUCCAGCUCUAAGGAUAAUGGCCAGAAUACUACACUGAAUCGCACGAUGCGUAAAAUGAAAUUAAGAGAUAUAGAAAAAGCGUGUGGUUUAGUGAAAUCAUUACCGAUGCCGAAGCCACGUUUCACAUUGCGCCGUUCAACUCUAAAGUCAUCGGUUACCGUAUUCUCUGAAGCCAAACAUGAUUUUAUAGACGAAGACAUUUUUGAAGAUUUUUGGGAAAUCUGCGAAGAUGAAGAUGAGCUGGAAAUAAGUUCUUCUGAUUCAGAAGACUUGAAGUUAGAGAUCAAACCGCCCUUCCGCACUAGCUCAAAUGUCUACAAAAAUGAUGAAAGUGAUCAAGAUGGAAGUGUUUCUUCAUCGUCUAUUUCUAGUUUUAGUUCAAGCAAUGAAGGUGCAACUACACCCGUUGUCGAAAGCCAUUUUAUCGAUGUCGGUACACUUACGUUUGGAGGAAUUUUCGGCUUGGGCGAGACAAUGGAGCACCGAGUGAUAAUGGCCAGAACCACGGUUCAGUGUCUGACCCUUCCCAGAUUUUUCCUGCUAGAAAAGAAGCAAAAUCCAGGCAACAUUUGGGAGCGCAGGCUACUCUACAUGGACUGCAUGAUUCCCUCAAGGGAAGCCCUUUUCGCCCACUUUCUCAAAGCUUGUGACUGGAGGAAAUUCAAAAACGACUUUAUUCAGGAAAGUUUGAAGCCAUCCGAUAAUGACGUAACACACGCAGGCGACAUUCCAAUAAUUUGCAGAAUUGUGGAAUCAUCAGAAGAUGUCAAUUAAUUGGUUAAAAUAAAUUCAUUGCGGUCCGUUUUUACAAAUUUCAGUUAAACAAAAAAUUUAUAA
This is a messenger RNA of Drosophila rhopaloa, 1907 nucleotides long. RefSeq lists its product as uncharacterized. The coding region runs from base 84 to 1844 and encodes 586 amino acids. Lineage: Eukaryota; Metazoa; Arthropoda; Insecta; Diptera; Drosophilidae. The record is from RefSeq and is a predicted model, not a curated record. The transcript has 9 exons.